Messenger RNA from Dipodomys spectabilis (banner-tailed kangaroo rat), 686 nucleotides. It is a transcript of the gene Myl2, whose product is annotated as myosin light chain 2. Lineage: Eukaryota; Metazoa; Chordata; Mammalia; Rodentia; Heteromyidae. The coding region runs from base 72 to 572 and encodes 166 amino acids. The record is from RefSeq and is a predicted model, not a curated record. The transcript has 7 exons. Gene Ontology annotation, molecular function: calcium ion binding. Gene Ontology annotation, biological process: cardiac muscle contraction; heart development; muscle cell fate specification. Gene Ontology annotation, cellular component: myofibril; cytoplasm.
GUUAUUUUUAGCGCCCCGAGGUAUUUAUUGUCGGGCGGCGCGGCCAGGUGCCCGGCAGCGCGGUCGGCACCAUGGCCCCAAAGAAAGCCAAGAAGAGAGCAGAGGGCGCCAACUCCAACGUCUUCUCCAUGUUCGAGCAGACGCAGAUCCAGGAGUUCAAGGAGGCCUUCACCAUCAUGGACCAGAACCGGGACGGCUUCAUCGACAAGAACGACCUGAGGGACACGUUCGCCGCCCUGGGCCGCGUGAACGUGCGGAGCGAGGAGAUAGACGACAUGAUCAAGGAGGCGCCCGGCCCCAUCAACUUCACCGUGUUCCUCACCAUGUUCGGGGAGAAGCUCAAGGGGGCAGACCCCGAGGAGACCAUCCUCAACGCGUUCAAGGUGUUCGACCCCGAGGGCAAGGGGGUGCUGAAGGCCGACUAUGUCCGGGAGAUGCUGACCACGCAGGCCGAGAGGUUCUCCAAGGAGGAGAUCGACCAGAUGUUCGCCGCCUUCCCCCCCGACGUGACAGGCAACCUGGACUACAAGAACCUGGUCCACAUCAUCACCCACGGCGAGGAGAAGGACUGAGCCCGGGCACCCCUAAACCCCCCUACACCCCCCCACCCUGUGACCCAGCCCCCACCCGCCGCCUGCAUCCUCACCCUGUGCGGGGCUGAUGCAAAUAAACAAGGUCCGUGCGUG